UGUUACAAAAAGUCAAUUGUCAAUGAUGUUUUCUGAGACUGUCAAAUUUGAAUUCGUGUUUAUUAAUAUUUUAUUUUCGUUAUUUUGUUCAAUAUUACCGUAAUUUCAAUGAAACUCAAAAUGAAUAUUAAAGAUGAGCAUAUUAAAUUAGAAGUAAAUACUACUUUACGAGAAAAACAAGAACAACUUGCUCUUGCUACAGCUACAUCUGAGACACUGAAGAAACUGAAUGUAUCCAUUGAAGAAUUGCCACAGAAAUGUCAACAGCUUUUAAACCAAGCAGCUGAGUGUCAAGCAUCAAUGGACAUUGAUAUCCUUGAUCCCAUUGCAAUAUCAGUACAUCAUACUUCACAGCUAUCAAAAAAAUUACAAGAAGAAUAUGAAAUACUUAAGUUAAAACAGAGUAACCAGUUAUUACAAGUAAAAAUUGACAAUAACAACAAUUUUUUGGAGGGCUUGAAGAAGGAAUUACAAUUUUCUAGAAAGUCUUUAUCACAACAGUCACCAAACCCUGAUAAUAUUCAAGAUUAUAUAAGACAGAUGAGACAUAAGGUGGCUUCAUAUACAGAGAGCUGUGAAAAAGCCAAGGCGAAAUACACAAAAUUAUCAGUGCCUGACCAAAUUCUUCCGAAAUCUCUGAUUGCACUGGUGGAGACAUUAGCUACAUUAAAAACAGAAGCUAUGACGCUACAGCAGAGCGCGGAUGAGGUCGCUCUGGCAAGGGAAGCUAGGGAAACGUUCAAUAGGCUUCGUAGAUAAAAAUAUAUCAUCAACUAAUUAUAAGAAUAUCUAAGCAAUUAAAGUGAUUCAAAGUAAUAAUAUUCUUUUAAACGUAUAUCAAUAUAUAUAUAUUGAUAUUUUGCCUUGCCUACCCAAAAAUAGUUAUCUUUUAAAUAUUAAGGGCAGGCCUACCGCCGUCAUUUUACUUUGUACUCUUAUAAUGUUAUGUUUACCACAAAUGCAAAAGUCUCUGACUAGCCAGUUAGGAAUUCAUAAAAUACGGUUAUGAGUGAUUGAAUCAUUUUUAAUAUUUUGAUUUUGUAAUGAUUACAGAGUUUGUAUUGUCACUAUUUUUGAUGUAAUUGAGUGUCGUGAAGCAAAUUAUGCUCUAAUGUCGAUAUUUACAGUGCCAUAGUGAACCGAGUCUUUGGGCAACCUAUACUGGUGAAAAGGCGCUUCUCUAAGGAUUUGUCUGGUUGCUACUCUGAUUGAUUUUUACAAUAUAAAGUUUCGUGAUAGUCAUUGUAUUCAUUCAGUUUUCAUUUAUAAUAUACUAUUCUUGUGAGAAAAAAUAAUAUUCUUUUUGUGAUUAAACCUUACUUAUUAUUACUUAUUAACAAAUAUAUAGCUAUAAAA
Messenger RNA from Galleria mellonella (greater wax moth), 1356 nucleotides. RefSeq lists its product as uncharacterized. The coding region runs from base 109 to 759 and encodes 216 amino acids. The record is from RefSeq and is a predicted model, not a curated record. NCBI's taxonomy places the organism in Eukaryota, Metazoa, Arthropoda, Insecta, Lepidoptera, Pyralidae. The transcript is spliced from 3 exons.